Messenger RNA from Closterium sp. NIES-65, 1323 nucleotides. The record is from the annotation of a GenBank genome assembly. NCBI's taxonomy places the organism in Eukaryota, Viridiplantae, Streptophyta, Zygnematophyceae, Desmidiales, Closteriaceae.
AUGGGGGACAAUGGCUAUCGGUGCCGAUGGACCAUCAUGGGUGGACGACACCCCAACGGGGCGUCCGAGUGGAAGGAAACUUGGUGGGAGAAGAGCGAUUGGACGGGGUACAAGGAGCUGGGCGCGGAGAAGUCGGGCAGAAACGAUCAAGGAGAUAGCUGGUGGGAGACGUGGCAAGAAGUAUACGUUGUGGAUAACUGGAGCGGCAUUCCGAGAAUAGAAAGAAGCGCGCAUAAACAAGCCAAAUCAAGACAAGAAAACGUCUGGAAUGAAAAAUGGUGGGAGAAGUACAACGGUAAGGGGUGGACGGAGAAGGGGUCGCACAAGUACGGGCGGUCCAACGACCAGUCGUGGUGGGAGAAGUGGGGCGAGCAGUACGACGGCCAGGGCAUGGUGCUCAAAUGGACGGACAAGUGGGCGGAGAAGGAUGACGGCACUAAGUGGGGCGACAAGUGGGAGGAACGGUUCACGUCGGGUGUGGGGCACAGACAAGGGGAAACCUGGCACGUAGAGAACUCAGGCUCCCGCUGGUCGAGAACAUGGGGCGAGGAGCACUUUGGGGAUGGGAUGGUGCACAAGUAUGGGAGGAGCACGAGCGGUGAACAGUGGGAUGUGGUGGUGGCAGAGCCAACAUACUAUGAGGGGAAGCCACACUACGGCUGGGAUGAAGCUGUGGCCAACUCCUCACAACUGCUAUCCAUUGAGAUCAGGGACCGCACAGAACCCAUCUCCCGUCGUGCCUCCACUGACAUGACGUGUGACAAUGGGCAGCCACUGGCGUCGCGUCAUCUCGAAUUCAGCUUCCACAUGGAGGAAGUUGUGGAUAUUUUCACACCCAAGGACAUGCUUGGUGGGGAAGCAGCCGUGGAUGCACUUAGUGACGCAGCUAGCCAGGCGGACAAGGCUCUGAGCAGAGGGCAAUUCACAGCCAAGAACGCGUCAGGCAGAGUGGUGCAGAGCGGCAAGUUCAUCGCGCUGUGGGAGGUGAGCCCUGCAGGCAAGCCCUCCUGUGGUGUGGCAUCUGGAGCGACUGGGAAGGAGUGCAGUGGGAGGGGCGAGGGACGAAGGGCGCUGGUGGAGGAACCCGUGAGCUGCACUGGUGGGUACCAGGACAUUCUGCAUAAACGACCCAGGGUGGCAGUGCUGCUGCGGGCGAGGCAGCAUGUGGUGCACCGCCAUGCCGCACUCGGGCUGCCCUCCCUUGCAUCGCUGCUCUCCCGCCUGCUGCCCUCCCUGUGUCAUGCCCCACAGGGUGGCACACAGCUGCUCUCCACGAGCAGCGACGAGCACAGCUCGUCUGCCAGCUCCCAUGCAUCUCAAUAG